Aspergillus viridinutans is the source of this 1845-nucleotide messenger RNA. Its product is annotated as Y-family DNA polymerase. Gene Ontology annotation, molecular function: DNA-directed DNA polymerase activity; damaged DNA binding. Gene Ontology annotation, cellular component: nucleus. The record is from RefSeq and is a predicted model, not a curated record. Lineage: Eukaryota; Fungi; Ascomycota; Eurotiomycetes; Eurotiales; Aspergillaceae. The coding region runs from base 1 to 1845 and encodes 614 amino acids. The transcript has 2 exons. Gene Ontology annotation, biological process: error-prone translesion synthesis.
AUGGCAUCGAAUGAUGAGGAGCCUGGUGGAAAUGGUCGGGAACCUUCGAAAGAGGCGUCUGACAAAGAUGAAACCUUGAAGUAUCACUUAUUAGGGCCAUCUCUGACGAAGGCGGGUCAGGAUGCUGUUGACCAGCGAAAGGUAUCUGAGAUCAUAUAUGAUGCAUCUAAGGGCUCCAAAUUCUUCCAUCACGAGCAGACCCGGGAUAGGAUUUUAACAGCCAAAAUCGAGCGCAUAUUGAAAGAAAAGGCUCGCCUAGAGAAACUGGACCUGUCGCAUGACCUGAGAAAGGCCGACGAGCUGAUUGCGGAAUUGGAACUGACGAGAGAUCUGUCUCAAUACGUGGUACACGUUGACUGUGAUGCAUUCUUCGCUGCUGUUGAAGAGCUUGACCGGCCUGAACUCAAAACGGUGCCCAUGGCUGUCGGAAAGGGAGUCCUGACGACGUGUAACUACGAGGCUCGAAAGUACGGAUGUCGCAGUGGAAUGGCAUCCUUUGUGGCCAAGAAGCUCUGUCCGCAGCUGAUUUGCCUUCCUCAGAACUAUGAGAAAUACACCGCCAAAGCGCAGGAGAUUCGUGCUAUUUUCGCGCAGUACGAUCCUCUCUUCGAGAGCGCAAGCAUUGAUGAGGCAUAUCUCAACAUCACUUCUUAUUGCACAGAAAACAAUCUAGACCCAGAAGAGGCUGUUGGCCGUAUGCGAGCGGAGAUCUUGGAAACCACGAAGAUCUCAGUCUCUGCAGGGAUCGCGGCCAACGCGAAGAUCGCGAAGAUCUGUUCCAAUCGCAACAAGCCGAAUGGACAGUUCCGUGUCCCAAAUGAGAGAGAUGCUAUUAUGGAGUUCAUGAGAACUCUCCCGGUCCGGAAAGUGAACGGUGUCGGCCGUGUGUUUGAACGUGAACUCGACGCAAUCGGCAUAAAGACAUGUGGUGAUAUUUACCCUCAGCGUGCCCUUUUGACCCGAUUGUUUGGAGAGAAAGCAUUCCACUUCCUGAUUCAGUGCUUUCUCGGCUUGGGCAGAACACAGAUUCAGCCCGUGGAGAACUAUGAACGAAAGAGUGUCGGCACGGAGCGCACAUUCAAUGAAAUCGGCGAUAAAAAAUUACUCCGAGAGAAACUCUGGGAUACGGCGCAGGAACUUGAGAAGGACCUGGCUCGUACAGAGUGCAAAGGUCGCACGUUAGUUCUCAAGGUCAAGCUGGCCACAUUUGAAGUGCUUUCCAGACAAUGUCAGCCACCCAGAGCAGUCUCUCUCGCCAAGGACCUUUACGCAUUCUCACUUCCUAUGCUAGCGAAGCUGGAAAAGGAGAUACCGAACAUGAAACUGCGACUUCUUGGUCUCCGCUGUACCAACCUGGUUAGCACUAAGAAAGUGGAUAUUAACUUCUUUGGCGCAGCAUCGCAGUCGAGUUCUGUCGCUGGCAGAAAGCCUGAUGCAAUGACAGAACAGCAAAUUGGUGCUGAGGAAGCUUUCGAGCAAGCUGCACGCCAGGAAAGGCAAGACGACAUCAACGAGCUGGAGCAGCUCAGCCAGGAAAUUUCCGACACGGAGCAAACGAACAAAGGAGGCGACACGGCUAUACUUCCCAAGUCAGAAAGUCAACCGCAAUUCUGGGAUUGUCCAAUCUGUUCAAGGCCUCAGGUUGCGGAGGAUAAAGCAUUCAAUGAUCACGUUGAUUAUUGCCUAUCAAGGGAAACUAUUAAAGAAGCCGUCCAGUGUACCACUGAGGAAUCUCCAGUGGUCAUAUCGAACACACCGAAGGUAAUGGGACGAAAAAGAAAGGCGACAAAAGAGUCGUCUGACGAACCUCACGACCCACAGCAAAGACGUCUUUUCUUUACAUGA